This is a messenger RNA of Centruroides sculpturatus (bark scorpion), 430 nucleotides long. RefSeq names its product DNA-directed RNA polymerases I and III subunit RPAC2-like (gene l(2)37Cg). The transcript has 5 exons. Gene Ontology annotation, cellular component: RNA polymerase III complex; RNA polymerase I complex. Gene Ontology annotation, molecular function: protein dimerization activity; DNA-directed RNA polymerase activity. Gene Ontology annotation, biological process: DNA-templated transcription. The record is from RefSeq and is a predicted model, not a curated record. Bases 6 to 425 code for a protein of 139 amino acids. Lineage: Eukaryota; Metazoa; Arthropoda; Arachnida; Scorpiones; Buthidae.
CAAUAAUGGCGGAUAAGAGAGUGUUGGAAGUUAUUCAAUCAGAAUUUGUAGGUGAUGAUACAACUAAAACUUUUGUGUUGAAUGGUGAAGAUCAUACUCUGGGAAAUUCCUUGAGAUAUAUGAUAAUGAAAAAUCCAGAAAUCAAAUUUUGUGGUUAUGCAGUUCCUCAUCCAUCAGAGAAUAAAAUAAAUCUCCGGAUACAGACAUACGGAUCAUCAGCUACAGAUCAGUUUCGGAAAGGACUUGAAGAUCUAAACCAGUUAUGUGAAAUUGUGUUGGAAAAAUUUCAGCUUCAGUCUCAAGUUGUCUUUGAGUUGAAGUCGGAGAUGUUAGUUUUCACGUUUGUCAUGGCCAAAAAUCCGCUCUCGCAGAGGUAUGUUGUGGAAAAUGGUAGUAAAUAUUUUAUUGCCGCUUCGUUGACAUGAUAAUA